AUUUUGCAUUGAGGAAAGCCGCCAAUGACUGUGCCACAAACGAAAAUUUCGCUGCAGUUCAAGUAGUGCAGAAUCAUUUUUACGUGGAUGAUAUGCUUGUGUCAUUCGAUACCGUUGAAAAAGCUUGCAAAGUGGUCCGACAGGUCCGUAAAAUUUGUAGCUAUGGUCAUUUCAACUUUACCCAAAUAAUUUCGAACCAGAGGCGAGUGUUGGAUACAAUUCCGAGCCAAAACCUCAAGCCCACGACUCGGGAUUUGGAUUUUGUAAAUGACGACUUGCCUAUGGAACGUGCCUUGGGCGUGGUUUGGAAUUUGCAAGAUUAUAUGCUGGGAUUUAGGAUUCAAAUUCAAGACAAACCUCUAAACAGGCGGGGGAUUCUCUCAACUAUACACUCCAUCUAUGAUCCAUUGGGAAUCGUGGGACCAGCGGUACUGCCCGCUAAACAUAUCUUUCAAGAGCUUUGUCGUCGGGGAGAUGAUUGGGAUGCAAAUUUGCCCGACCAGCUAUCUGUGCCUUGGAAGGAUUGGUUGGAAGGACUCUCAAGUCUAGAUUCGUAUCAGAUUCCCAGAUGGUAUGGGUCCGAAGUUUCCAACACCCCAGCUCAACUGCUCAUAUUUUGCGAUGGAAGCGAAACGGGAUAUGGGGCAGUGGCUUAUCUGAUCACGCCCUCGCUCAACGGUAAUUUUCAAUCCUCGUUGGUGAUGGCCAAAUCUCGGUUGGCCCCGCUCAAAAAGAUCUCAAUCCCUCGACUUGAAUUGACUGCAGCAAAGUUGGGUUUGUCUCUGAUGGUGACAAUCCAAAGGGAAAUCCCGUUGAUAACAAGGAUGUGCUACUUGUGGAGCGACAGUGAGACUGUUCUGAAGUACUUAAAGAAUGAGAAGACGAGAUUCCAAAGAUUUGUGUCCAAUAGAAUCUCCUUUAUACGUGAACGAACGGAACUGGAACAAUGGAAGUUUGUACCCGGUAAAUUGAACCCAGCAGACAUUGCUAGUCGUGGCUUACCAGUUCGUGAUUUUGUGACCUCGCAAAUGUGGAAGCGGGGCCCCGAAUUUCUAUGCCUAGGGAUAGAAUCGUGGCCAACUGGCAUGAAGAUCCCCGAAGUGGAUGACAAUGAUCCUGAAAUCAAGAAGAACCCGGUAUUUUGUGUUACUGCUAAGGUUGAGAUGGACGUAGCAAGGCAAUUCAUGGAAAAUGUUUCAGACUGGAAUGUGCUACGUCGCUCAGUGGCUGGUUUGAUCAAGUUGCAAGCCAAAUUUCGGGGUGGAUCCCCUGGUAAAAGGCUCAUGUUACACGAUCUCGCUUAUGCCGAAAAGGCCAUUUUUAGAUUUCUGCAGGCACAGAGCUUUGAAGAAGAAGUGGCUUCAAUUCAAACCUCGAGACCAAUCCGGAAGAGUUCCAAGUUGAGAAAGUUCACGCCUUUCUUGGAUGAAGAUGGAGUUCUCCGAGUUGGAGGAAGAUUGUCCAACGCCAGGCACUUGACUUUUGACCAACGUCAUCCAAUUAUUUUGGCGAAAGGACACAUUGCGACCCUGCUCGUCCGUGCUACCCAUGCCCGAUCAGGUCACCUGGGUCGUGCUUUUGUGAUCAACCGUUUGCGCGAGAGAUUUCGCAUUAUUGGAGAAGGGUCCUUAGUCAAAACCAUCCUGAAUGAUUGCAUCAGUUGUCGCAAAUAUCAAGGCAAAGUGGAAGCACAAGUUAUGGCUGACUUGCCUCAAGAUCGAGUGAUGGGAAACAAUCCUCCCUUCACUAACACUGGUGUUGAUUUGUUCGGUCCUUUCAAGACAACCAGGGGACGAGCUCUUCAAGAUCGGUAUGGACUUAUCUUCAAGUGUCUUUCCAGCCGUGCCGCCCAUAUCGAGAUUGUUUAUGACAAAUCCACCGACUCCUUUAUCCAGGCUUUGAGGAGGUUUAUUUCUAGAAGAGGGCAAGUGAAACUAAUGAGGUCCGAUAAUGGGACAAACUUUAUCGGUGCGGAGCGAGAGCUCAGAGAAAACUUUCAGUUACUGAAACAAGAUGAAAUCAGCCAAGACAUGAUGAACCGAGGUAUCGAAUGGGUUUUCAAUCCUCCCUAUAGCCAUCAUUUUGGCGGGGUGUGGGAAAGAGAGAUUCGCACUAUACGCAAAGUCAUGUCCGGUCUUAUGAAUGAAAAUCGGAGGCCUCUAACCGACGAGUCUCUGAACACUUUAAUGUGCGAAGUGGAGGCCAUUUUGAAUGGUCGGCCCUUAACUCCCGUUUCAGACGACCCCAAUGAUAUGGAACCUCUGACUCCAAACCACCUUCUUUUACAACGUUCAGGCCCCACAUAUCCUCCAGGAAUUUUCCGAGAUGCUGAUCAAUAUGCCAAACAUCGUUGGCGUCAAGUCCAACAUCUUGCCGAUGUCUUUUGGAAGCGAUGGUCGCGUGAAUACGUCACGAGUUUGGUGAGUCGGAGCAAGUGGCAAGAGAAGAGAAGGAAUGUGUCUGUGAACGAUCUGGUUCUCCUGGUCAUGGAAAAUACCAUGCGCUCGCAGUGGCCCCUCGGGCGAAUCAUGGAAACAUAUCCGGAUGGGGAUGGAAAUGUCCGAACAGUGAAGAUAAAGACCGUCAAAGGCGAAUAUCGACGUCCAAUAAGCCAAGUGGUAGUGCUCCGUCCAGCCUAAAGUCAAGGGGAUAAUUUCACGUGUGAUAAAUGUCAAAUGAUCAUUUGAAGGGCCGGUGUGGAAAUUGCUUUCCUUUGAUUUCUCCAUAUCUGUGCCAAUUCUUCCAUCUCACUUCUUACUCGCACACCAACCAAUUAGCACUUCAUUUCUUUCUGUUGCCGAGCUCGAAUUCAAGUCGACAGUUUUCUAAACGCCUUCCAUUUGAACCGAUAUCACCUAUACGUUUGUAAGUUUUAACCUAUGCCAUCUUUUACAUAUGUUUUAGUUUUAUAAGUUUUUAUACUUUGAUCCAAUAGGAAACCGUUUACACCAUCCACCGAGUUUUUUAUUUAAUCAUCGGAUCGCGAUGCGUGGACGCGUUUUCAAGUUAGGCGUUUUAUAAUAUCAGUCUCCAAUUUGCUUUCAUUUCAGAGCCAAUAAUAUGAUUGCUGUAUCAUGCAUUGUGGUCCCUUUCAUGCUUCUUGUCCAUGGACAAAUGGGCAACUCCCAUGUUAUCUUACCACGAACAAUUGACCCCCAAAAGAUUGGUUCUCAAGGGAUUUGGGACAACUGUAGAUGGAACGGUCACCGUUAAAAAGGAAGGUUUCCAGUUCCAAGAACCGGAGGCUUUUGGAUGCUUCGAUGGUGUUAGCAUUUAUCCAGUGAACGAUACACAACAAGAAGUGAACAACAGUGACCCCGAUGAUGAAGAUACCACUGAUGAUGGCAUACGAUAUUGUGGCACGAUUACAGAAGACAAGACCCGCGAUUUCUCUACCUCUGAACUUACCAUUGACCUUGGGGCCGACAACACAGUGAACGGCAACGGAGCCGAGAUUGUUAUCUGCUUUGCUUAAAAGAGUUGGGGGUCAACACACAUUGUAUGUUUUUGCCACUUUGUGAACUUUGCAGUGAAUAUUGGUUUGUUUGUUUUUCUUUUUGGCCGACUUCCGAGUUUCGACAAUAAAUUUUCACAUUUCAUUCCA
This is a messenger RNA of Tigriopus californicus, 3604 nucleotides long. RefSeq lists its product as uncharacterized. Gene Ontology annotation, biological process: DNA integration. The record is from RefSeq and is a predicted model, not a curated record. Gene Ontology annotation, molecular function: nucleic acid binding. NCBI's taxonomy places the organism in Eukaryota, Metazoa, Arthropoda, Copepoda, Harpacticoida, Harpacticidae. The coding region runs from base 93 to 2639 and encodes 848 amino acids. The transcript is spliced from 2 exons.